This is a messenger RNA of Caenorhabditis elegans, 463 nucleotides long. RefSeq names its product Small ribosomal subunit protein eS17 (gene rps-17). The record is from RefSeq and is marked reviewed. Lineage: Eukaryota; Metazoa; Nematoda; Chromadorea; Rhabditida; Rhabditidae. The transcript is spliced from 3 exons. Gene Ontology annotation, cellular component: cytosolic ribosome; ribosome. Gene Ontology annotation, molecular function: structural constituent of ribosome. Gene Ontology annotation, biological process: translation. The coding region runs from base 15 to 407 and encodes 130 amino acids.
AACUUCGGUUAAACAUGAGUCGUGUUCGUACCAAGACCGUCAAGAAGGCUUCCCGUGUCCUCAUCGAGAAGUACUACACUCGCAUGACCAAUGACUUCCAUAACAACAAGCGCGUCUGUGACGAGGUUGCCAUCAUCGGAAGCAAGCCACUCAGAAACAAGAUCGCUGGAUACAUCACUCACUUGAUGAGACGUAUCGAGAGAGGACCAGUCAGAGGUAUCUCCAUCAAGCUUCAAGAAGAGGAGCGUGAGCGCAGAGACAACUACAUGCCAGAGAUCUCCACUGUUGAUCCAUCUCAACUCACCUCCAUCAAGGUUGACACUGAUACCAGCGACAUGCUCAAGGCCGCUGGAUUCAACCUUCCAAACGUCACCGUUGAGGAUCAAGGAAAGAACAAGGGAAAGUAAAUAUUCCCUGUGUUUAAUUGUUAUUGUUGUGGUGGAUAAUAAAUAUUUAAUCUGCC